AAAACGGAAAAACUUAGGUGGCGCGAAUUUCCAGAAUGUUAUUACUGAAAACAAAUAUGGAGAGGUACUCUUCAGUGGACUCUAAAGCAUUGAUUCCAAAUGUGAUGCAUAACUCUGUGAAUUUUUCAGACAUUCAAGCUGUCGUCGAUGGUUGGAUGAUAGAUUUUUUCUUCAUUUCUGCCUGCCGUUUCUUCAAAGAAGACACGGCCGAAGAGUUCAACAAGUCGAUGCGGUCUUUAGAAGUGAUAGUACAGGGAAGAGAAAAUCUCAAGUUGGUCCAGGUGAAGAAGGUGCAGCUGUGUGGCUUCCUGUCACGCGUUAUAAAUGGGAAACGCCUGGACGUACAAUUUGAGAAUGAUAAGCAGAUAACGCCACUGAUGUCUGCUUUGUCAAUAUGGAAAUCCUUCAGUGAUUCUGUGGCUGAUAAGGCUCUCUAUGGAACCAUACAGUCGAUGCUCUUCAUCCAGUCUGCAGGAGUGUGUCUGGAGCAGGGCUACUACGACAGGGCCUUGGCGGUCCUGGAGCGGAUGGUGGAGGACUAUCAGAUGCCAGAGGAACUGAAAAUGAAACUCUGUGCGAUUGUGAAAAGGAAGGACACGUACCACCAGUGCCUCGUGCAGUUCAGUUUCGCCCGCCUGGUGGAAAGCGUCAAGUAUUUCCUGGAAUUUGUCCUGCAAGUUCACCCGUCCGACUUCCUGCUGAAGACCGCCUCUAAAGUGGUGUGGGCAUGUCAGGGGGCUGAAGUGGAGGAGUACACAGAAGAUAAGAAUGCAUUAAGACUGGCAGCCCAGUGUGGAGAAGACUCUGGAAAGUAUGCAGUCGGAGAGGGCCGGACCGAGACAUCGGUUAAUACUGCUGAUGAAGACCAGAACCACGGAGCUUCCGAAAGUUCUGCAGUAGCCAGGAGGCAGCCUUUCGGGCACAAAAGACGACUGCUGCCAAAGCACGCUAGCCCCUGGAGACCCGAACCUGGCAGAAAGCUCUACGGUGGCAUUAAGAGGCGUCCUCGCAGCAGUGAUGACUUAACUAGCAGGUUUUUCAAUCUACGGAAUAAAGAUCGGAACGUGCUUGAAAGUACUGAAAAUGAAGGCAGCAGAAGGAAAAAGGUGAAGUGGACCUACGAAGAGGACCGCAACCUGAAAGCUGGAGUGAGUCGUCACGGCGAGGGGAGCUGGUCCAAAAUCCUGCUGGAGUUUGACUUCUCGGACCGCACCGGCGUCAUGCUGAAGGACCGCUGGAGGACCCUGAAGAAACAGGGGGAGGUCGGCUCGUAGGGACGACCGCGGCGUGCGGCGACCUUCCCACAACGCAUUUCACCUCAGCGCGCGGUGACGCUGGCCGCUUUCUUAGGCCUGUUGGUUUUCGUGUAUACAGUUGACCUGUAUAGGUGUGGAAGCAUACGGCAGCCAGAACUACGGAACGUGAAAUUAUUUUGAUUAGCGUUUUCAUUUCUUUAAGCGUGCGUCAUUCUGCACGCACAAAUCAGAAAAUGUUUAUUUUUUCCUGGUUAAAAAAUUUGUUUAGGGGUUUUGCUCGAGUAUGCUUCCGUUAGUAAUUGUUCAGUUAAGGGCUGUGGCUCCUGUGUGACAGGACUACGCUGUAGGCUCCGCUGCACUACAUUUCCCUGCAGCACACCGUUAUCUCCAUUUUCCACCUGAACACUUCUUCCUUAUAACAGAUGUCGUGUGAGCCACAGGCACUGUGUAUGGCAUGUACGCCAAAGGUCACAUGUUCUGCCUGGGUGGGGCGAGUCUGCCUGUGGCUUCACGCUUCCAUAUGGGCCUCCAGGAAUAUGCUGUCGUAGACCAGAGAAGAACAUGCAUUGGCUACUACAGGAAGAAAGGGACAGCACAGUAUUUGAUUUAUUUA
This is a messenger RNA of Anguilla anguilla (European eel), 1869 nucleotides long. RefSeq names its product telomeric repeat binding factor (NIMA-interacting) 1 (gene terf1). Gene Ontology annotation, biological process: telomere maintenance. The coding region runs from base 36 to 1274 and encodes 412 amino acids. The transcript is spliced from 11 exons. Gene Ontology annotation, cellular component: nucleus; chromosome, telomeric region. The record is from RefSeq and is a predicted model, not a curated record. Lineage: Eukaryota; Metazoa; Chordata; Actinopteri; Anguilliformes; Anguillidae. Gene Ontology annotation, molecular function: protein homodimerization activity; telomeric repeat DNA binding.